Messenger RNA from Penicillium canariense, 1605 nucleotides. RefSeq lists its product as uncharacterized. NCBI's taxonomy places the organism in Eukaryota, Fungi, Ascomycota, Eurotiomycetes, Eurotiales, Aspergillaceae. The transcript has a single exon. The record is from RefSeq and is a predicted model, not a curated record. The coding region runs from base 1 to 1605 and encodes 534 amino acids.
AUGUCCCUGCCAUCAGCCUGCGAGGUCCUCGUGGUCGGCGGCGGUAACGCAGGCUUCUCCGCUGCCAUUUCCGCUGCUCAAACGAACCCCACGGCCAAGGUUGUUGUAAUCGACAAAUGCCCUGCCACAUGGGCUGGAGGGAAUAGCUACUUCACCGCAGGGGCAUUUCGCACCGUACACAAUGGGCUGGACGACCUGCUCCCGCUAGUGAACAACACCCCAUCCGAGAAAGCCAGCCGCAUCGAUCUGCCAGUCUACUCAGAAGCCGACUUUACGCAUGAUCUCCAACGGAUGACGGGCGGCCGCACCGAUCCAGCGCUAUCCAAGAUCCUCGUCCAGGACUCGCGCGAGGCCAUUGGCUGGUUAGCCCAGAAUGGCGUUCGGUUCCAGCUUUCCUUCAAUCGCCAGGCCUAUGAAGUGGGUAACAGAAUCAAAUUCUGGGGUGGAAUGGCGCUUCAAACCGAAAAUGGAGGCAAGGGUUUAAUCGAAGAUCAUCUACGAGCUGCUCAGAAGCACGGUGUACAGGUCUUCUUUGACACCACCGCGACGAAGCUUGUGGCCGACCCUGCAACGGGCGCAAUUGCUGGCGUUGAAGUGGUCACGGUCGCCUCCAGUGGUGGCAUCACCCACCAUCAGCCGCGUCGAAAGAUGAUAGUUCACGCUCCGGCAGUAGUUCUGGCCGCGGGUGGCUUCGAGGCAAAUCCCCAGUUGCGAGCGCAGUAUCUCGGCCCGGGCUGGGAUGCUGCUCGAGUCCGUGGGACUCCCUAUAAUACCGGCGACCUGCUUCAAAUUGCACAGCGGGAUGUCUCUGCACGAACGGUUGGCAACUGGUCCGGAUGCCAUAGUGUCGCAUGGGAUGCAGAUGCACCAGCCCAUGCAGGCGAUCGCGGCAUUUCGAAUGAGUACACGAAGUCAGGAUACCCCCUAGGCAUCAUGGUCAAUCGAGACGGGGUACGCUUCGUAGAUGAGGGCUCGGAUAUGCGCAAUUACACCUACGCCAUGAUCGGACGCCGGAUUCUCCAGCAACCCGGACAAGUUGCGUUCCAGAUCUGGGACGCGCGCACGACCCCGUGGCUCCGCCGCGAGGAAUACCGGCCAGAGGUGACCCGCCAUCUCACUGGAAAUACUCUCGAGGAGCUCGCGGAUCGAUGCGUGGAAGCCGGCCUGGCUGAUAAGCAGAGGUUUCUCGCCACUCUGUCCGAAUACAAUAGUUCUGUGCCUGCCGAUGCGGCGGCUCAAGGUACGUGGAAUCCUGCGGCGAAGGAUGGUCUCGCCACAAAGGGCCUUCCAGUGCCCAAAUCAAACUGGGCCUUGCCCAUCGAUCGAGCUCCAUUCCUGGCAGUGCGAGUGACGGCGGGCAUUACCUUUACAUUUGGGGGUCUUGCUGUGAAUCCGGAGACAGCAGAGGUGAUUUCAGAGACCACUAGCGCCGAGAUUCCCGGUUUGUAUGCGGUGGGCGAGAUGCUUGGGGGCAUCUUCCACGACAACUAUCCUGGUGGCAGUGGAUUGACAUCGGGUGCUGUCUUUGGACGACGAGCUGGACGAGCCGCAGCCAAGAGAUCCGAUAGGAAGGACGAUGGUCCUGCAAAAGCAGCUAGACUUUGA